Molecule: messenger RNA, 7542 nt
Organism: Uloborus diversus
Lineage: Eukaryota; Metazoa; Arthropoda; Arachnida; Araneae; Uloboridae
Gene: Sec16
Product: protein transport protein Sec16A-like
Exons: 34
Coding region: 146-5782 (1878 amino acids)
Biological process (GO): autophagy; COPII vesicle coat assembly; Golgi organization
Cellular component (GO): endoplasmic reticulum exit site; ER to Golgi transport vesicle membrane
Source: RefSeq, a predicted model, not a curated record
GGCAACUUCAUAGGUAGUUAACGUUGUGAAAAAUUUUUACUUCCCUAGGCUAUUUAAAUAAAUAUCAUUUGUCCCUGUUUCAAUAAAAGAUAUCAAUGUAUCUUCAAAUAUUAAUAGUGGUGUAAAUACUAAUAGUAAAUAAAACAUGAGUAAACGUUUGCUCCAAAGAGGCAGAUAUCCUAAAGGGACAGGUGUUGAAAAUGUGACUACUACUAACUCUCAAUUUCCUCCUGCUACUUCGGGGUUUCCUCCACCUGCUGCUGAAGUUCCAUUUUAUGGACCACCUCUACCAAGCCAGCCUCCUCAAAAUGCCUGGAAUACCCCUCUGUAUUCAGUACCUAACACUUACCAUCAAAACCAAAUACCUAACCAAUCUGUUCCUGAAUCAAGUAAUCAUUGGUCUCCUGGACAGAUGUAUUCUAUGCCUGCACAGCCCUCAACAACAAGUCAGUGGAAUUGGAAACCUGAAAGUACUGAACCAACACCCUAUCCAAAUUAUCAAGCUCCUCCUCAACCAAUUGAAGACUGGCCACAGAUCCCUUGCUCAGUGAUUGAUAAUCAGAACUAUUCUCAGCAGCAGCCUAUGAAUUAUCCUCAAGCACAGCCAGGAUAUCCAUCUGAUUUCCAAACAGCAAAUAAUAAUUCCAAUUCCAUACCCCAAAAUCCUCCUUUACAAGCCUGGGAAAAUGGUGGCAUGAGCAUGACACAAGCAGAGCAGCUGCCUUGGACAUACAGCACUCCUCAGUACACCAAUUCCCCUCAGCCCGAUUUUCCGCAAAAUUUCAAUCCUGUCUCUACCACCAAUCCACCAAGUUGGAAUUAUAAUCCUGAACAAGUUGUUCAACCAGAAGUUAAUGUCCAUGGUGGACCCGUCAACUACUUACCCAAUUCUAGUCCCACCCAGGACAUCAAUAAACAACUAGGAGAUCUGAAUCUGAUAGAGCAAAAUACUUCAACGGACCAAAAUGAGAAAAUCAGCUCUGUUAGCUUAUCUGCAGUUUCUAGCACUAUUCCCAAUGAUAACACCAGCGGCAAUGUAGAAUCCGCAAGCGAUGCGGAGUAUGGUACUAGUACACUUUCUGCCUUUUUUCAAAAUAAUGACCCAGAAAAUUCUGCAAACAAUUCAGAGUGUGAUGGACCAUUGAUGUCUGAAAAUGAAAAUGUGGUAGACUCGAAACAUGUGGAGGAAGUUGAGGAGCAUCAUCUGGUAACCGAGAGUGAUCAAGUUUCUGUGCACAGCGAAGUAGCCGAACCUGAUGAAGAAAUAGAUGAUGAAAACCAGGGAAAUGAUUUCAUUCAAGAGGAGGAUCUUGAUGUUCCGAGUGAGGACUUGGCGUCAAAAUCUAACUCCAUAUCACCUUCUGGAUUUGUGGAAGAACCUAUUAACCAAGAAGUCCCAGAACCUCAUGUAGAUGAAUCUGUUAAUGUUAAAGUUAAUACUCACCAAGUUCAACAAUCAUUGGAAGAACAGGAUAAUUUAGAAGUUUCACCAGAGGAGCCUUUGAACCAGCAAAUUCCACCAGAAACUGGACAGAAAUCUCGUUCAACCUCUUCCGAACGUGAAAGAAUUGUCAUUCGUCCUCGUGAAGAUAGUCCAUUUAAACCUCCUAGGAUAAAUAGCAAUUCAAAAGGCACUGUGGUGCAGCAAGAAGUAACUGUACAAAAUAUACCUGAAACAAAAACACCCGAACCCGAAAAAAAGACUGUCGCUCAGGUAGUCAAUUUAGAAACUUUUCCGGAUAAUCUAGAAAGACCGCCUGAUUAUGAGGAGCUUCGAAAGCAAUCUCCUUUAUACGUUUCACAUCAAAAGCAUUUAAGAAAAGAACUAAACAGUUCUCCCAGUUCCUUGUUAUGUGAUAACCCCGACAUACCUUGUGUUACCUUCGCUCCCGCUGCUCCUCCCAUACAUUCCUCGGCCAAGUCAGAUAAAUCAGAAUCGUCCUGUGAUUCUAAGCAAGAAACACACUCUCUUGAUAAUCCUGCCAGUUUGUCUGCCUUCAUGAAUGGGUCUAAAAUAAAAUCUUCAUCUCCUUUUAAUGAAGAGGAACAUUAUGAAAAACUGAAGACUGUUAGUCAAUCAGCAUCAAGUGCUCCACUACAAAAUGUGGCAAAACAACCUAAAAAUUCAGAUAAAAAGAACAAAAAUAACUUUCCUACCAAUUCCAAGCAGGAAAACUUGCAUCACCAACAAAACAAUCCAAGUCAACCAGUUGGGCAGGGACCUCUGAAAGACUCCAAAGUUAAUGGUUCACAUGUUCCUAACAGACCGCCUGAACUUCUCAGAAGACAGCCAGAACACCCCGAAACACCCAGUAGCUCUUAUUCUGGUAGUUCUAGACAAGACAUAGAUAUUGUUAGGGCACAAGGUGAUCCAAGAGGAAAUCCUGGCGGCAUGGAUGCCAGGCAGAGGUUUGCCGACUACAAAUACCCUAGUUAUGAUGAACGUCAUUAUUACUCGGACAGGGAAAGAUCUAGACCGGCUAGCCGUUCAUCUCUGGGUGAGAGGCCUGAAGAUUACAUGUAUCAGGGUAAAAGAGAAGAUUAUAUGUACCCUCCUGGUGGGGAAAGGCAUCGAGGUCCUCCAGAGUAUCCACGACCAUCAUCCAGAACUAGUGAAUCAGAUAUGAAUCGUCAUGAUAGAUCUCAAUACGAUUAUUAUCAACGCCAGCAGUAUCCUUAUGGUGAUCCUUAUCAACGACAGCCUGAUUAUUAUCCAAGACCUCAAAAUUAUAGAGGUUAUAAUUAUGAUCCUUAUCAGCGUGACCCUUACUAUGCUCAAUAUUAUGAUGCAUAUCGAUAUGCAUACAGCAAUUAUAAUUAUGGAUUUUAUGAUGAGAUGAUCAGAAAUGAUCCUAGGUAUAAACAAUAUCAAGAACAAUACCGACAGUAUUAUGCAAAAUAUGGGUAUGAUGCAGAUUACGAGAGAUCCAGUUUACAGUCUGGACGCAGCUCAGCAAAUGAAUUAGUUAAAGAUGUUACUCCUAGUCAGUACGUAGAACCUGAUCUUGAUUCAAAUGAAUCUGAAUUUUCAACUUAUAAUUUGCGUCAGGAUUAUUCAUAUUCUUCAGUUCCUAACGAAUCUUCAAUUUUAGCUAUUGAUCAAUCUUCAACAUCAUCAGCUCGCCUAACUCCAGUAAAAUUUUCUUAUGCACAUCCUAUUGCUCAUUUCACGCCUAACGGACUAUUGUUAACUGCUAUUCCAAGCCAAGCUACACUUGCUGCUCCUUCUGCAAUUAGAAUUCAAAAUUUGCAGAUGUUUAUGGAAGAAGAAGAAUCAUAUCAAGAAUUGAAAAAUUAUCAAGGCCCCUUAAUUAGAGGUUCAACUCAUAAGAAUGAUGUUAUUGAGUUUUGUUCCCAAAAAAUCAAGUCUCUCAAGUCAAAGGAUGUAGUUGAUAGAGACUCUCAUAUUUUGCUGUGGGAACUGAUGGUACUUUUAUUAAGGCAAAAUGGAUCAGUAGCUGGUAGUGAUAUUGCUGAACUUUUGCUGAAAGACCAUGAAGUGCUGCGCCCUAUUUCUGUUCCAUUGAAGCAAGCUAUUGAAACUCCCCAGGGAGAUAACUCUCCUGCAGACGUCAACGAUUCUUCUAGUCAGUCACAUGCCGGUGAUGCGUCUUCUCCCGAUGAAGGAAUAGUGGUUCUUCAUGAUAAAAAUAUCCUUAAUACUUCGCGAAGUGUUGAUGUCGACAAAAUAACUCGCAAGUUCCGUGAAUUCCUCUUGUAUGGCCACAAAAAGGAUGCUUUGGAAUGGGCGAUGAAACAUGGUUUGUGGGGACACGCCUUGUUUUUAGCUUCUAAAAUGGAUCUUAGAACUUAUGCGAGCGUCAUGACAAGAUUUGCAAACUCUCUUGCUCUGAAUGAUCCACUUCAAACAUUGUAUCAGUUAAUGUCUGGAAGGCAACCUUCUGCUGUCACAUUUGUUGCUGAUAAGAAAUGGGGUGACUGGAGGCCUCAUUUAGCUAUGAUUUUGUCAAAUCCUUCGAGUCAUCCUGAUGUUGAUUCACGAAGCAUAACUACACUCGGAGAUACCUUAGCAAGCCGAGGAUGUCUUCCAGCAGCGCAUUUUUGUUAUAUUAUGGCUCAAGUAGAGUUUGGAACAUUUGAGCAGAAAAGUAGCAAAUUAGUUCUCCUUAGUUCUGAUCACAGGUUGCCAUUUGAAGAGUUUGCAACGAAUGAAGCUAUUCAGUUCACUGAAAUUUACGAGUAUGCACAGUCAUUAGCAAACCCAGGUUACAUGCUAUCACACUUGCAGAUGUACAAAUUUCUCUAUGCUUUGAGACUGAUUGAACAUGGACUUUUGGAAGAGGGUCUUCAUUAUUUAGAAGUUAUUUCUGAAAAUUUCCAUGCUCAUCCAAGCUUAUUUCCAUUGGAUUUCAUCACUGAAGUUUUAAAAUUGGGAACGCAACUGAAAUACCAUGACCCUUAUUUUAUGAGAGGACAGGGUGAAUUAGAAGAUCAGGAAGACCCAGAAUGGCUGAGAAAUCUUACUGUUUUAGUGCAAAAUUACAAUAAUAUUAUACAAGGACUGGAUUUUCAACAGUCGGAGCUACAGCAAAAUGAAUCUUCUCAGUCCUACAGUAAUGAGCAGUUGCAGUCACAAACGCCUGUGGAUAAUGUAUCCUACCAAAAUGUUUCUGGACAAAGUGUGCAGAAUGAAAUGUCUGGUUCUGUAAAUCAUAUAAAUUAUUAUCAGCAAAAUAGUUGGAAUCAGCAGCCCCCCAGUGCAAUGCAGACCAAUGGAAACUGCCCUCCAAAUCAGCAAGAAACUAUGAAUUAUUACCAAAAUGAAAUGGGUUUCCAUGGUGGUCAGAGCAAUUUUCAGAUGGAAAGCAGCAUACCGAGCCAUGAAGAGAACGAGACCACCGAUGUACCGUCCUCUCCUGUCACUCAAACCCCACCAUUUGAUUAUUACUCCGGUGGUACACAACAGGCCCAAGACAGCAGACAAUCAAGUUUUGACUAUGGUAGCAAUUAUGGGAGCAACACAACUAGACGAGAAAGGCGGGACAGUGCAAUGAGUUCGGCAAGCAGAUACAGUGCUGGCAGCUUAUCUGUUGCUAAUAAAAGUGUGCCAAAGGAAGUGAAAAAAGCAGAAGUAAAGAAAGAAAGCAAACAGAAUGCGCAGGUUGGAAAGACAUGGCUUGGUGGCAUUUUCAGCAGGUUACUGCCAAAAGGCCCUAAUCAAAUGAUUUUGCCUGAUGAUAAAAAUCCUACCAUUGUCUGGGACGACACUAGAAACUGUUGGGUGAAUAAAGAUAGCAAUGAUGAUGAUGAAACAAGUGCACCUUUGGCUCCUCCUACUGACAUGGAAUUAAUGGGAUCAAAGUCUUCCGAUAAACCUAUGAUGCCUCAGGGUAGUUCAAUGCUUCCAGGUAAUUCAGUGCCUCCAGGUAACUCGAUGCAUUCGACCAACUCGAUGCCUCCUGGUAACCCAAUGCAUUCUGCUAACUCUAUGCCUCCCGGUAAUUCAAUGCCUUCAGUUAGUACCUCUACUGUAAAUAAAUUUCAAAGACCUAAAACAAGAAUUAUGCGACAGAACUACGUUGAUGUUUUAAAUACCAGCGGUUCAACUACAAAAUCAAAUGUCCCUCCUGAAGCUCUUUUCCCAUCUCCCUUUGAAAAUACCGGAACUCCAAAAAUGUUUAUACCAAAUGCAGCACCCGUUAAUGAGGAAAGUGCAUCGGAAUUUGAAUCUGGUCAAGGAUCUAUUAGUACAUCCCAUCAAGAACCACAGGAACCAACUCAAGCUCCCCCUAUCAGCUCCUUUAAUGUUAGAUCCUGCUGAAUACGAUGCUAGGAGAUCGGAUGUGGGUACCAAUCACAGAGUCACGCUAGGAAGAACUGGGCGCCGGAAGUACCCCAGCUGAAAUCCUUCGGGUUGAACUUUUAGAAAUAUUGAACUGUCAGAGAGCAAGAAAUGUUCUGCAUCUGAGAAAAUUGUGAUAGAGUAUAACAUAAUAGAGAUUUUGUGAUUAUAUUAAAAAUUAUUUUUAAUAAUGAAACAAAUCUAUAUAUAUAUAUAUAUUGUAUUAAGGAAUUUUAGGUUAGUUAAGGAGUUCGCUACAUUCUGUACUGCCAUCAUAUGAAGCCUAGUUAUUUCCAAUUAUUUUCGGGUAUUUUAUUGGAAAGUACUACUAAUUCACUAAACAACAAAAUAUUAGUUUCGCUUUAACUCUUUGAGGCUUGAUUAAAGCCUAGUCUUUUUUUUAAACUGCCAGUUGGCUGAAAGAAAAUAAGAGGCUAGGUGGCUUCAAAUGCAGCCACUAUGCCUCAAAGGGUUUAAGGGGCAUUUUUAUUUGUUUGUGAUGUAAUUUUAUUGUUGAUUUUAAAGAAGUUAACUAAAAGAUUUAAAAGUCUCUUGUCAUGGAUGCCGUUGCCUGCUUUAAAUCCGACAACAUUCAUUUUCUUCAGGGCCGUAUGCAAGGGAGGGAAGGGGGUUUUGUCAACCCCCCCCCCAAAAAAAAAAUGUUCGGUUUGACAUUUAAAUAUUUAUUUAUAUUUAAAAAUUUCCAUGUCUUUCAUAUGUAUAUUAAUUGCAUAAAACGCUUUCAUAAUAGAUAACCCGAUGACUUGAACAUUACCACAAAUAGCGCAAAGCUCCCGCAUGAAAGUUUUUACCCCCCCUCCCCCCAAAUUAUUUUCUGGUUACGGCCCUGAUUUUCUUAGUUGUAAUUAUUUGUCAAAUUAAAUUGCAUAAUUUCUUCAUGAGUCAAACCUAAUUUUAUUUUUGUUUUCAUACACUUUUGAUCAGUUUUUUAUUAUUUAAAAAUAAAAAAGAUUAAAUUUUUAGGGAUAAAUAAUAUAAAAGAUUUGGCAUUUUACUAACUCAAAUCAUAAAAAACAAAGUUGUUUGGAUAGAUUUCUUUUCAAAAUAUAUUCACUGUGCUCAUUGAAGAUUAUUUAUGAGAUGCAAAUGUGACAAAGAAUUACACUAAACAUCUUAUCCUUUUGCUAAACUUUUGAAAUGCAGUGGUAGGAUUUUAAAAUAGUUUUAUUUUUAAGAAUUUAAAAUUAUCUUCAAAAUGCUAACCAUACUUCUAGUUCUUUUUUCAACUUUUCGGGGGAAUUUUGGUCGACGAGAGACUUGAUAAAAAGUUUUUUUUUUUUUUAAUGUUAAGUUUUAGCAUUUGUUUUAUAUUAAUCUUUUAAAAAUGAAUUUAAAAAACUUUUUACCUCAUAUAUUGAACAUGAACUCCUUAACUUUGUUUACAUCUUUGUAAAUCAGGUAAUAUAUUGAGAUUUUAAAACUUUUUCUUUGGAUUGUUCUUCAUUCAGUUAUUAGGCAUGAUUGUAUUAUUAACAUUAAAUGCGAUUUUUUUUUUUAAAUCAGUUCAAGAAUCUUGUUUCAAGGAAAGUCACAUUUUCAAAAGAAAAAAAAAAUCCGUGUACAUGCCUUGUAUAGUUUAGAUAUGAUGUUAAAUGUUGCAUUCCUAAAUUUGCAUGUACAUUAGAAAUUUCAUGUACAAAAUAUGUAAAAAUUAUUUAGAGUCUUGAAUGUUUUAGGACUUAUUUGUACAGUUGGUGAAAGGAGAGAAAGAAUAUUAA